AAACAAACAAGGAAAGACGCGAUUAUACUGUAUGAUUAAAUCACAGUAGUUUAUCUAAGGGCAUUAGUGAGUUAUGAACAUCAAGUGCUUUUCCAAAUGAUUCUGUUCAGUUGAAACGGUAGAUCAUUGCGAGUAAAUGUAGUUUAAUAUUUGUUCAUUGAAAUAGGAGAUAUGAAAGGGGGAAAUUGAGAGCUGGAGAGGGAGGGAGAUAAGAGUAGGGGAUUUGAUUCCAUUUCCAACCUCCCUGCCUUCUUUUGAGAGACACCCACAACCAUAUAAUCAACUAUUUCUACAGCUACAGUCACUGCCAGCCAUAUCAUAGCACUGAAAAAAGAACACAUAUUUUAAGAUUUUUUCUAAAGUAAAAAGGGAGAUUUUACGACAUUUCUAUUUUAUUAUAUAUCGUGACGUUUUACUACAAGGAGAUACAAUGCAUUUUACAUUACAAAAGCGAAAUAAGACGUGGAUGCCAGCUAUCAAUCUGAGCAUCGUGGGAUUGAUGGUUUAUAUUAUGGCCUGCCCUGCGUCCAGUAUGGAUGUGCUGGUCCAUAACCGCAUCAACGUCCUGAACGGCACCAUGGUGAAGAUCCAGUGCAUCUUCACCUCCUGCUACAAGGUGGACGUCAACAAGUUUGCCAUGAACUGGACCUACCAGGAGAACACCAACGAGACUGAGGAGAUGUUCAUGACCUAUAAGAAGGGGAUGAUGCCCAUGCGGACAGACCGGUUCAGUGACCGGGUGCAGUUUGUGGGUAACCUGGAAAAGAACGACUUGUCCAUCACCCUCUCUGAUGUCCAGCUGUCGGACGAGGGAGUCUAUAACUGCUACGUCCGUAACCCCCCUGACCGCAUCCAGGGCCACGGAAUCAUCAACAUGUUUGUCGUCACAGAACUGCCACCCCCGCGGGACUCGACAAUAGCGGUGGCGAUCGGGGCAUCAGUCGGCGGUGCGCUGGCUCUGCUCAUCCUGUCCAUGGUGGUGGUGAAGUGUAUAAGGCGCCACAAGAAACAGGAGCUCAUCUCUGACGAGCAGAAGAUGGAGGAAGAGGGCAAGCUGGAUGCAGAGGGGGGCACCGAGGAGGGAACCAAGAAAGCAUUCCUGCCUGAAGAUGUAUAGCGACCCUUCCUUGAAUCCUUGUCCAGCAUCUGCCUCACCCCACACCCUCUCCUUCCCUCCCCUUGUCCAGCCAAACAAAAUUGCCGCUGUGGGAAGCCCCAGCCGCCAGCCACGCCACCCACGCCACCCACGCCACCCACGCCACCCCUGCCUUUGUCUUCAGUCGGCCAUCUUAUCUUCUCUCUGCUUUGACAAGAAGCCACAAAAGGCGGAGGAGGCGAGUGGACGGCAGCCUCCAAACGACAUUCCUCUUUCCCCUUUUUCCUCGCUUCUAGUCUCUCUUAAAAUACAGACGUAGGACAUGUGAAGUGCAAUGCAGGACAUUUAAAAUGUGUACAGUAUUUGAGGUUUAAAAAGGGUUCUGAAGUAAUAUACACUUGGACAUUUGUAAUUUACACCUGGACAUUUUAGACCUGAUUUUCCCUUUGAAAAAUGUAUCAACUCCUAGAGAAAUAUCAAUUCAUUAGGAUCCACAUAAAAAUUAACAUGUCCUGUCUCUGCAGGAUUAUUUUCCUACUGUAGCAAACUGGCACAAAUUAAAACAGCCGUGAUUACUGGGAAAGAUCCCGCUCUCUCCAUCUCUCUCUCUCUUGCUCUCUCUCUCCCUCCCUCUCUCUCUCUCUCUCUCUACCUCUCUCCCUCUCUCUCUCUACCUCUCUCCCCCUCUCUCUCUCUCUCUCUCUCUCUCUCUCUACCUCUCUCCCUCUCUCUUGCUCUCUCUCUCUCUCUCCCUCCCUCUCUCUCUCUCCCUCUCUCUCUCUCUCUCUCUCUACCUCUCUCCCUCUCUCUUGCUCUCUCUCUCUCUCUCUCUCCCUCUCUCUCUCUCUCUCUACCUCUCUCCCUCUCUUGCUCUCUCUCUCUCUCGCUCUCUGACUCUCUCUCUCUUUUUCCUGCUCUAUCACAUUACUUAGCGAUGCAUAAUGGCUGGGGCAAAAAAAGUUCCCCUGUUUUUUUCUGACAGCUAGUGUGUGUCCAAAAUGACAACCGUUCUGUGUGCGAAUGGUAUGGAUGGAUUGUUUUUGUCUGUGUGUUAGUUUUUUAUGUACAAGGGUAUAAGCUUGUGAAUGACCUUCAGAUGUCACUGCGGGCAGUGUGGGUGUAUACACGUGUGUGAAUAUGCGUUUGAGUGUCCUUAGAGUGUUUGAAGCCAGGGAUGAUUCUAUCAGUCGCCAACCCUUCUGAACCCUUGCUUCACCUCCAAUAUGAUAUUUUAUCCUGUGUUGCUUCCUCAUACUAAGUUACUACUGCAUCAUAUAUUAGCAUGAUAUUUUUUUGCACACAUUAUGACGGGCACAAUUCUGCCUACGAUGAUGGAUGGAUCAUUAAUCUGUUGGUCUUUGAUGAUAUUGUAAUACACAUUGCACAAAAAGCCCAAUCCCCAAAUGAUGUAUCCCCUUUUGUCCGCCUGCAGUAACCCUUGACACUCAAGUGAGCACGCAGACACAUUGACUAUACGCGAACCAACACGUAAGCUUCAACCACCACAUACAAGCCACGUAGCUGAUUUGCACAUCAGAAGUCCACACAAAGAGACCUACACAUACACACAAGCUGAGCACUUUCAGGGAAAACAGAAAAAAAAGUAAGAUAAGAGAAACAUUUCUAUACCGACACAUAUAUUUCGAAGUUUUGUCCUAAUACCAAGUUGUACUCUAGAGGUGUGCUUUGAUUGUUGUCGCUAAUUCAGGUGUGGUCCUCGCCGUCUUAAACGAUCAAUGUUCGAAUGUAUGGGACCUCUCUCCGCUGAGGUAAUUGAUCUGGGAUGUUCUUCGGACGUUACAUAUUUAGCUGAGUGAGUAUUGCACUUGGUUGUGAUUGUAUUUGGGAGACAACGUGAGAUGUAAUUGCUAUACAAUCAAUCGUUCCACGUUCCACCCAUUGCGUUUCAAACUACCUUCAGAGACGUAAGGGCUUUAAUUACAUUAUCAUGAGAGCGUAUGCCAGUCUGUGAAGGAUCGCAAAAAGCAUCCAAAAGGACAGGUAAACGUUGGAAUUGCGAAACAACAUCACAACCGCAAAUGAGUGACAUUAUUUACUGUAGACAAUGUUUGUAACAUGUCGUCUUCAUUUGCUCCUUGUGUCUAAAAGUCUUGGCUUGGUAUUUUUUUUUUCAACAGACAUUGUUGGGGGAGCAGACAGGCUAUGGGAGUGUAGCUGUAGUUAUAUGACUGGGUGCCUCUGGUACUGUCUGAUGUGGUUUAAAGUGCUUAAGCCAGGGGCCACACUGAUUCUGUGCCCAGGAGUGCCCUACCUCAUCUGGAGAUAGUCUCUGCCUGUCUCUGCCUGUCAUUGGCUGUCAUUGGCUGUCUCUGCCUGUCAUUGGCUGUCUUUGGCUGUCAUUGGCUGUCUCUGCCUGUCAUUGGCUGUCUCUGCCUGUCAUUGGCUGUCAUUGGCUGUCUCUGCCUGUCAUUGGCUGUCUCUGCCUGUCAUUGGCUGUCUCUGCCUGUCAUUGGCUGUCUCUGCCUGUCAUUGGCUGUCAUUGGCUGUCUCUGCCUGUCAUUGGCUGCCUUUACGUUAUUCACUGCCAAAGCAUGUUUUCUCUUCUACUUUUUAUUUGUCUCCUCAGAUCUCCUAGCCGUUCUAGUUUUAGAUUUCUCUUGGGUCGAGUAUUGAACUUUGACAUUGUUGAAUUUUGUACCACGCAGUCAUGUGACUUGUACUUUAUGCCAUGACAUGGUGGUUGUUCUAGCUGUGGAAACUGUUGUAGCCAUCAUUGCUUGGUCUUUGGGAAGUUGGCCUGAGUUUGAGGAGCUCACAUCUGAACGAUCAUUAAUUAAACAGUGAAAGGUCAAUGCUGAUCUCUAGCUGUAGGGCGUACACGCUAGACUUACUUAAUGGCUAAUGUAAAUGAAUUCAACUUAUGUGCAAUUGCGAGUGUGGUGUGUAAAUCAGUAUGUAGGGAGUCUGAGACAUCAGCUGGAAUCAGGGUGAAAAAUGAGUCUGGGAAGAUUGUUGCCACAACCAGAGACCACAACUAAGUCACAAUCCGACUUAAUUAUCCAAAGCAACCUCAAGAAUUACAAAUAAUAAUAAUUUAUAUUGUACUGUAAUUUUAUGCACGAACACACACAUCGACACACACUGCUACCGACGGCUAGGGGACAAAGCAAUACAUGUAGCCUGAUGAAACAAACAUCACCUCCGUUUCCCCUGUCACUCACUCUGACGUCUCCGCUGGACUCCUGAAUGCCGGGAUAGCUAGCCGGGAUAGUCCCAGAGUUUUGCGUUCUGACUGUCUGUCUCCGUGUGGUCAUGCAUGUUUUUGCUGCAGUUGUUCCUCUGUGACGCAUGUUUCUAACCAGGCCCCUCUCGCACCGAACACCAGAAAUGCUUGUCUCUAAUAAUGAGCUGUAUUCAUUAUUGUAUUUUGAAAUAAAAAAUGAGCAUAGAAAUAU
Molecule: messenger RNA, 4512 nt
Organism: Oncorhynchus kisutch (coho salmon)
Lineage: Eukaryota; Metazoa; Chordata; Actinopteri; Salmoniformes; Salmonidae
Product: sodium channel subunit beta-2-like
Exons: 5
Coding region: 431-1117 (228 amino acids)
Cellular component (GO): plasma membrane
Source: RefSeq, a predicted model, not a curated record